CUACUCUCUGCCUGUUUGCCUGUCCAUCUCUUUGGGACAUCUCUAGGUUUUCUUCAGCAACCUCGGUUCUGUCUCACCACAAGCGACCAUGAGCCAACCGUGUGUCAGCUCGGGAUCUUUGAGUGGAAAGCGGUGUGUCACAUCUGCUUCAACUAUCAGCCGUGGAUAUAGGGGGGCUAACAGUUUGUCUUCUAUCUGCUACACCGGAGCAGGCAGAUGUGGUGGCUAUAGCAACAUCAGCCACUACAACAUUGGCCGUAGCAGGAGACUUUCAGGAGGAAGUUCUGGUGGAAAUGGAGGAAGUUCUGGUGUAUACAGUGCAGGUUUCAGGGAUUUUACUAGCCUGGGCUAUAGUGCUGGGCCCUUUGGUUAUGGUGGUGGUGUUGCGAAGCCUGGGAACUUUAGUAGUUACAGCUUAGGGGCUUAUAGCCCAGGUGAAGGAUUCAGCAGCCACAGCCUUGAAGGCUAUGGCACUAACUACAGUAGUGGCUACAGAAGUAACAGCUUCAGCAGCCGAAGCCUUGGUGCUGGUCACAACAAAAGCUAUGGGACCACAGGUUUCAGUAGUCGAAGUCUUGGUGGUGGUGUCUUUGGCAGCAGAGGUCUUAUUGCUGGUGGUCUUUUUUGUAGUAGUUUGGGCUCUGAUGCCAUUAGCCGCCAUGGUGAUGGAAGGGGGAUCCAUGCAGUGAGAGUCAAUGCAAAGCUAUUGAGGCCUCUUUGUAUCAAAGUAGAUCCAGAGAUCUCUCGUGUGAAAGAGGAAGAACGAGAGCAAAUCAAAACCCUCAAUGACCAGUUUGCAUGCUUCAUUGAUAAGGUGAGACACUUAGAACAACAGAAUAAACUUCUGGAAACCAAAUGGAGCUGUCUGCAGCAACAGGAACCCAUGGACAAGCAAAAUGCUGAACAUCUGUAUCAGAACUAUGUUGCAACUCUGAAGAAGCAGCUGGACCUUUUGCUGGAUGAACGGGAGCAGCUGAAACUAGAACAAGUUAAAUUCCAAGAUGUGGUUGAAGAAUAUAAAUCCAGGUACGAAGGAGUAAUCAAUCGACGUCUGGGUGCAGAAAACGAAUUUGUGGUGUUAAAGAAGGAUGUGGAUUGUGCCUAUACUAGCAAGGUGGAACUGGAGGUGAAAGUGGAUUCCCUAAGACAGGAGCAAGACUUCCACAGAUGUGUCUAUGAUACAGAACUGGAAAGCUUAGCAACAGCGAGUGAUACCAAUGUUGUUGUAUCUAUGGACAACAGUCGCGACUUGGACAUGGAGGGCAUCAUUGAAUCAGUGAGGUGCCAGUAUGAAGAGAUUGCCCAGAGGAGCAAGGAUGAGGUCAAUGCCCUGUAUGAAACCAAGUAUAAAGAGCUACAGACCACCUGGGGCCAUCAUUGCAACAACCUGAGUAGCAGCCGCCAUGAAAUCCAGGAAUUGACCCGCCUGAUCCAGAGAUACAAGGCUGAUGUGGAAAAUGCCAAAAAACAGGUUGAGGGGCUGCAGGUUGCUGUUGCUGACCAUGAGCAGCAGGGUGAUUGCACCCUGAAGGAUGCCAAGGAAAAAUUGGCAGAGGUCGAAAAGGCCUUGCAGUCAACUAAGGAUGAAUUGGCUCGUUUGCUGAGAGACUACCAAGAACUGCUGAAUGUCAAGCUUGCCUUGGAUAUUGAGAUUGCAAUGUACAAGUCACUCCUGGAAGGAGAAGAGAGCAGGAUAUGCAAUUCUACACCUGUGAACAUAUCUGUGACAGGUUUCUCCAACAUCUCUAUAGCUGGUGGAGGUCAUGGUAGUGGUGCUGGAUUUGGAAGAAGGUACAUUAGCGGCCCUGGUGGGAGAAGAAGACAUGUCAGCAGUAAUGCAAGAUUCACCUCAAGAAGUGUACAUCCUACCCCCAAAACUGGAUUCAGCUCCAGGAGUGGAGGGAAUCUCCCCCGAUGCACAAUGAGCUCUGGCUUUGGCGAAUGCACUGCCAGCCCUGUGGUGCCAAGUGGGGAGCCGAGGGAUUUUGCCCCACUGAAAUUAGGAAGCACCGCAAGUGGAGCUUCUAGUUCUAGGAGCAGACGGUCUCGCAACAGGAGUGGGAGUUGCAGCUCUGGCAGGGUACGCAUGUCACCAAAUGGUGGGGUUUCUAGCAUAGGGAAUGUUACUGUAAGUAGCAGCUACACUACUCAUGGCACAACUACUAAUACAGGAGACGAAUACAGCUCUCGGUACUAGAGCAAUGUCUAAACGGCUUCUCCCCUUUGUUUUUUGGGGAAAAUUUCAGUAAAUUUCUUCAGGGCUAAAAGAAAUUUUCCAGUUUUAUAUAUUUCCCUAUCCCCCUUCCCCUCUUUUGUUGCUAGUGAAGAGCUAACAGGAAAAAAAAGAAAAGAAACAAUAUUGUUGCUCUCCACUGUGCUCAUUCCAUGGCAUUCUGUUGGGUCAAGGGUGGGGGGGGGGGGCAUGGCAGCUUAUCAUACAAAGUAUGACUCCAAAUGGUUGGAGGGGAAUCUGCAAUUUUCUCCUCUUUUUCUAGAAAGGGAUGGGCAUGAGUAGAGGGCCUAUCAGUCCCUCUCCCGGAUUUUAACUAUUUCCCAGAUUUAUAUCAUCACCACCUACCCUUAUUUCCAAAUUGCUGAUCCCCCCUCCGAAUACAUUAUAAGCUUAAAAUGCCCCCCCCCCCCCAGUAUCCAGGGACUCGGUACUCCUUUAUGGGAAUCUUUUUCAUGCAAAUAGGGAUGUCUAGGAGAAACAACAAAGCAUACAAUUCCCACCCUUAUUCUAGGAGUGUGAGGGGAAAAUAUACAAAAAUGUCAAGGUGAAAAGGGUACCUGAGAAAAUUUUGAUCAUUAACUCUUGUAAGUCAGUCUGAGUCCUAUGGUGCCUACGUACCUACCCCACCUUGGGACUUAGUAUGUCUUACAAGAUGUACACAAUAGUUUACUUUAGAGUACAGGUGGCACUGUUCUACCAUUACAAAAGUUCAGGGUUUGCUGAUUUGGGAAGGUAUGUAUUUCAUCUACUUGCUUCCAGAAACAAGGCAAUUUAUGCCUCAAGCUGAUUAGUGCAAAAAGUUAGCAAUAAAGUCAUUCUCCAUUCAGGGGUUUCCUCAAUCAUAUAACUCCAGUUCUAUAAUAAGGCUAGUACAUGAUGUACUCCCUGCCUGAAUUUUGUUGAUAGUACCACAGUUGCUGGUUUCAUUGCCAGUCCUACUCCUAAUGUGUGCCAGCAAAGGAGAGGACAACCAACACAUUUAUUUCAACCAGCAGUAGCUAGUAGCUUCCAUAUCUGUGUGACAGUGAAUCUAUUUUGGAUUUUAGUCAGAACUUUUCUAAGUUAUCUAAGGUGCUGGACAGCAUUCACUAUCUUGGAUGGCUCAACUGAAGUUUAGACUAAACCCAGAGCAAAUUCACUGUCCGACUGGAUGGAUGUCAUAAGCCUGGUUCCAUAUUCUCUCAUGCCACAAGUCUGGAACACUCCAAGUAGGCUUAAGGCAUUGGAGAGUUUUCAUUUCUUAAACAUUCUUUUUUAAACAAGGAGCCCCCGGUGCUGCAGUGGGUUAAACCCCUGUGCCGGCAGGACUAAAGACCGAUAGGUCGCAGGUUCGAAUCCGGGGAGAGGCGGAUGAGCUCCCUCUAUCAGCUCCAGCUCCUCAUGCGGGGACAUGAAAGAAGCCUCCCACAAGGAUGAUUUAAAAAAUCAAUUUAUCCAGGCAUCCCCUGGGCAACGUCCUUGCAGACGGCCAAUUCUCUAACACCAGAAGCGACUUGCAGUUUCUCAAGUCGCUCCUGACACGGCAUUUUUUUUUAAAACAGACAUGCACGCACACACAUACACAUACAUUAUUAUGGUCCAGAAUACUUGAUGGAUAGACAUCAAAACAGAUAUGUGAGUUGACCUCCAAGUUCUGAAUGUUACCAUCAAGAUAUGAGAGCUGCCAAGAAUGGCAUAAUCAUACAGCUGGAUGAUGGUGUGGGAAAAUUUCCCAAGGAAAUGCCAUUUUGGACAACAUCGCCAUUUGAUAAUAUAUACAUGUAUUAUUCCUUUGCCUAUCUACUGCUUAUCAAACAUGUCUCUCUUUCUACUCCAUAUUACAAUGAGACAAUAGCUGGAAACAGGUUGAGAAGUUAUGGAUGUGUAAUUAAGAGCUACAUACUCAUAACUCUUGUAUUCAUGAUCCCUACAUAGUGCUUAGGCUAGGGGAUUCAUUGGGACAGCAUGUGUAAUCUGGCAUGAAAGGCUAUUACAACAGGGUUUCUGCCUCUGCCUGUCUCACUAGAGAUAGGAAGAGGCAUGACUAUCAGCUCCUUCCUGAAUGAUAGGGGAAGAGACCUUCAUUGCCCAGUAACAGAAGUGAAGAUCAGGGGGAUUGGGAUUCAUUAUGUAGCACCAUAACAGAAAGCUGUUUUUUUUCUGUUGCUAAAUUAACCAGUUAGCAAGGCUAAGAGAAGAACCCACAUCUGUGUUUUUUGAACUUGUGGGAAUAUUGAUAGAAGUGUGGUAGUUUUGUAGUAGACAUUCGGAAAAUAAAACUAUAAAAAUC
Anolis sagrei ordinatus is the source of this 4502-nucleotide messenger RNA. Its product is annotated as keratin, type II cytoskeletal 4-like. Gene Ontology annotation, biological process: keratinization; intermediate filament organization. NCBI's taxonomy places the organism in Eukaryota, Metazoa, Chordata, Lepidosauria, Squamata, Anolidae. The record is from RefSeq and is a predicted model, not a curated record. Gene Ontology annotation, molecular function: structural constituent of skin epidermis. Gene Ontology annotation, cellular component: keratin filament.